AUGUCGAAUGAAGCUCCUCCCCCAUUGGGACAACAGUUGGCUGGCCUUCUUGAGCCAGCCCAACUUAUGUUCUGGGCCAUGUCUCAUUACGUCCGCGUCUGCAAAGACGCAGUGUUCACCCGGGGCCAGGUCUUUGCCCCCAUUUUCCAAACUACAAAACUGAGAGAUGAGGCAUUUGGAAAGUUCUGGGUUGAGUUUAGUGCACCUCGCGGCGACCCAAACGCCGAACCAGUCGGCAGCUCAGCCCUGAUCCCACCCAUUCUUAAAACAUCCCGCGGUGUUGUCCUUGAUAUCGGCCCCGGUACAGGAACGCAGAUGCCACUCCUGCGCUCAAAAGAUAUCACCGCACUUUACGGCGCAGAGCCUUGUCUCGGUCUUCAUAGUGAACUGCGUGCGAAGGCAGUUUCAGAGGGCGUAUCUGAGAAAUAUCAUAUCUUGCCAUGCGGUGUCUCUACUAAGGAUCUCCUUCCUGCUCUCCGGGAUGCGGAGACCGGUGUAACGGAGGCUUAUGACUCGAACCCUAAGAAUGGGAUCUUUGAUACCAUUCUCUGUGUGCGGGUUCUGUGUUCUAUUCCUGAUAUGGAGAAGACGACUCGGGAGUUGUAUGGGUUGUUGAAGCCUGGUGGCCGGUUGCUGGUUACGGAGCAUAUAGUCAAUGAUUGGGCGGCGCCGAAGGGGUCCAUUCUUGCAAGAAUAGCCCAGGCGACUUAUAUGCUGCUCGGAUGGUGGUUUUUUAUUGGGGAUUGCUGCUUGGAUCGGGAUACGGAGCGGGCAUUGAAGAGCGCUGCGGAUGUGGAUGGGGGUUGGGAGUCUGUUGACUUGGAGAGGUCAUUUGAAUGGUCGGCUAUGCCAUAUCUUUCUGGCAUUUUGACCAAAAAGAGUAUUUAA
This is a messenger RNA of Penicillium longicatenatum, 888 nucleotides long. Its product is annotated as class I SAM-dependent methyltransferase. NCBI's taxonomy places the organism in Eukaryota, Fungi, Ascomycota, Eurotiomycetes, Eurotiales, Aspergillaceae. The coding region runs from base 1 to 888 and encodes 295 amino acids. The record is from RefSeq and is a predicted model, not a curated record. The transcript has 3 exons.